CCUGCGCGGAGGGCUUUGGGCGGAAGAAGCCAGGCCCUCACGUGGUAGCUCCGGGGUCGGUCCCGGCGUCGCUCCCGCUGUCGCUGUCAGUCCCCUCGAGGUCCCCGUCCGGGACUGACCGCCGGGAGAGCUCCCGACUCGGGGACUGCCCUCCGACCAGUCCGCUGCCCCUCACGGCGGGGCCUGUGUGAGUUCCUCACCUGAGGUGGCCUGCAGGUAAAGUGCCGAAAUGGCAGCUGUUUAUUCUGGCAUUUCUGUGAAACUUAAAAGCAAGGGAACGUCCUGGGAAGAUAAACUAAAACUAGCUCACUUUGCUUGGAUUUCCCACCAGUGUCAUCUUCCAAAUAAAGAACAAGUAUUGCUUGAUUGGGCAAGGCAGUCGCUGGUUGCAUUUUAUAAGAAAAAACUUGAACUGAAGGAAGACAUUGUUGAAAGGCUUUGGCUCUAUGUAGAUAACAUUCUACAUAGCAGAAAACUGCAGAACCUCCUCAAGAAUGGAAAGACAGUUAACCUUCAGAUUUCCCUCAUCAAGAUCAUCAAUGAAAGAAUAGCCGAGUUCUCUCUUUCGGGAUCCCAGAGGAACAUAUGUGCUGUGCUGAGCUGCUGCCAGGGUAUCCUGUCGACACCCGCCCUUGCUGUCAUCUACACGGCCAGGCAGGAGCUGAUAGUUGAGCUGCUGAGCCAGCUCUGCUGGUCGGCCUGUCGGCAGCCAGGAGCCGUAACACCCCAGUUGUUUGAAGUCAUUCACCUGAGCCUCGGCCACUACCUCUCACUUCAGCAGCAGCAGGUCAACCCGAGGCGCGCCUUUGGGGAGUUGACUGGGCACUUGCUCCAGCCCUGCCUGGUCUUGAGACACUUUCUCUCGGGGGGCACAUGGACUCAGACUGGCCAAGGCCAGCUGCGGCCAGUGCUCGGCCGGGACAUUAGGAAUCAGAUUGAGGCCGUGCUUCGCGGUGGAGCUUUUCAGCCCGAGCUGCUCCCUUCGUACAAAGAGGAGCUCUUGGACCAGCAGCAAGGCGACUCAAAGAUGGGGGCCAUGAAGAAUCUCCUAGCUCCCCUGGGCACUAUGAUUGCCAGGCUGGUGGAUGCCGGCUCCUGUGACCCUUCCCUUCAGGCUUUAGUGGUGGCCAACUCCGUGGCCUUGCUGUACAAACUCUUUGUAGAGUCUUACCUCAAGGAGGGGAACCAGCUGCUUUGCUUCAAGGUGCUGCCUCGACUUUUUGGCUGCUUAAGAAUUUCCCACCUGGAGGAGCAGAAGCAAGCCCUGUCCGUGUCCGACUGGACCACAGAACUCCUGGUUGUGGAACAGCUUCUAAACUCAGUGGCCAGUAACACUAUCUACAACAUCGCUGCUGACCGAAUCCGGCAUGGUGAGGCUCAGUUCCACUUCUACCGUCGUCUGGCUGAGCUGCUGCUAAACCACCCACAGGCCCUCGUGCCGGCCUGGUUCCGCUGCCUCAAGGUUUUGCUCUCCCUGAAUCAUAUGAUCCUGGAGCCAGACCUGGAUGACCUGUUGGCUUCAGCAUGGAUCGAUGCAGAAGUCACAGAGUUGCGGACCCAGAAAGCCCAGGAGGCACUGAUCCACAUGCUCUUCCAGACAUAUGCCAAGCUCCGGCAGGUGCCCCGGCUGUUCGAGGAGGUGCUGGGGGUGCUCUGUCGCCCCGCGGCCGAGGCGCUGAGGCUGCCAGUGCUGGCUGCCGGCCCUGCCACGGUGCUCCAAGAGUGCCUCCCGGAGCUGCCCAUGAGCCAGGUCCUGGACACGUGGGCCUGUGUGCAGGAGCGGUUCCAGUCUCUGGUCUUGCCUGGCUUGCAGGGUGACGAGGACAUGGCCCUGAAGUCCCUGUCGCUGAGCUCGCUGCUGUACUGUGUCAUGGUCCACGCGCGGAGCCUGGAUGCUGGCUCACCCCUGCCCGUGGUCAGGCGCACACAGCAGGCCAUGGAUGGGUUGCUGCAAGGCCUUGUGAAGCCCCUGCUGGACCUCCUCCGCAAGCCCUGGCCCUCAGCGCCUGAGCUCUGGCAGCAGAAGGUCGGCGACUCUGCCCUUCUGCUCGCCCACACCUGGGCCCAGGUGGACACUGUGCUGCGCUUGAGCUGCAGCCCGUACCGCUCUGAGCCCGGGGCCCUGGCGGGCGCCGCCCCAGAGCCCUCGGGCCCCCUUCCGCUGCUCCCAGGCGUGGAGGCCAAGCAUUGGGAGGAGAUAGAGGAGUUCACGGUUCAGUCCAACUCCCUCGGUCGGUACUGCUUGGAGCAGCUCCACCUUCAGAGAAUGAAGAACACCUUACUGCAAGCCAGUUUCCAGUCUGAAGAAGCCCUCUGUGCUCUGAGGCGUGAUGCUGCCUACAUCCUGGGCUCUGGGAAAGCAAGUAUGAUCCGGGGGACAUCAGCUUCCUGGGACGGCCAGGUCGGGACAGUGAGUGCGCUCACCUACCCCAUCGCCCACUGGCACUUGGUCAUGUCCAAUCUCAUGAUUUUAACAUCAUAUCUUGGUCCAGAUGACCUGCAGUACCUGGCCAGCAUCCUGCUGAGAACUUUGCCAGUGAGCAAAGCCCAGGAAGGCUCAGCGGAGGAGGAACCAGAUAUCACACUCGGAAAGAUCUCCCAGGCCGUCCUCCACAGCCCUCUCUUCCCCGAGAUGCAGUCCCUCCACUCCGCGUUCUUCCUGGGCUUGACCGCGCGCUGCGGCAGCAUCUUGUGUGCCGCUGCCCGGAGGCAGCCGGCUCUUCUCCGCCAACAGCUGCCCUGGCUCUUUGAAGAGGAUUACAUGGUCAUGGCUCACUGGGAAAGCAGAUUCGCCAAAGUUGGAUCUGAAGGUGUAGAGCCAAGAGGAGAAAUUGCCCAGAACGUACUCUCGUUGGUCAGGGGUGACUCCCCCGUUCAGCUGGAGGGGGAGCAGUUGGAGAGCACCCUGCAGCUUUUGGGGGUUCUUUCUGCUCUACAGCUGGACAGCCUCCUGGCACCCUGCCACGUGCGCUGUUUCCUUCUGUUACUGUGUAUGGCCGUCUCCUCGCCGGGCAGCUCUUGUUCCUCCUCCCUGACCCUCAGGUUUCUGAGGACGUGCUACCAGCUUCUCGGUUGCCUGCAGAGAGGCAAGAGUGCCCAGGCAGUGCUCAGGGUCAUGUAUGUUAGCGAUAUCUUUGAGAUCACACUGACCUCCUUGUUCAGAGCCAGCAAGAGGUUUCUUGUGAGUGUGGAUGACCCCUCUUGGCUGGAAUUCCUCCAGGUGGUGGGAACGUUCUUAGAACAGCUCCUGCAGAUGCUCAUCCAGAGAAAGCUCAGCCUGGGGCUCAAUUUUGGGAAAAUCCUUGCAUUCCUCUCAGGGCACCAACUGCACAGUGAAGUGACUUCAGGCAAACGGUCAGGAAAUCAGACUCCUCUGGGCCAGCAGCUCGUGCUGGUGUCCUUAACCAAGGUGUGCCAAGUGCUGGGGCCUUUAGUCAAGGAGCAGAAGCAGCAGGACGAGGCCCCGGAAGUGCUGCCCAAGCUGUUGGAGGAGGCGGUGCUGCAGGCGGGGGCCCUGCUCCAGCACUGCGUGGCCCCUGGGGCUCCGGGCCGCCUCCCGCCCGCUGUCAUCUCGUCCGUGGGCUCGCUCUUGGAGGCCCAUGUGGCCCUGCACUCCAGGCACAGUCGGACAGAUGUUUCCAAAGAGACAGACAAAGGGCUGUCCGCUUACACUGCCCUCUACCAGACCAUCUAUGCUCAGGUCCUGUUGGAGUUGCCAGCUCUGGUGGGAGAUCCCCCAUCUUUCCAGGCAGCUGUGCAGUUUUUAACUCUGUUCAUUUUGGUCCCAGAGCUACACCCUCAGAAGGAUUCUGUGUGUACCUCCGUGUUUCAUUCUGUGAGAAAAGUCCUUGCAGAUCCUGCGAUUCCGGCUCAGGUAGUUGAGGAGAUUGAGCCUCACCUGGGAGCCUUGUUCACCCAAAUGUUAGAGGCUGGGACGACAGAGGACUUCCGCAUGUGGCUGCAGUGUAUCCUCCAGGGACUGGAUGUCAGUAACCUGUGGAGAGCAGAUCUGCAGGCUGUGUUGUCGGCUGCGACAUUGGUUAAGUUACUCCUGACCUGUCCAUGCAGUGACGAGAAGGCCCGUUUAUUCUGGCACGCGUGCCCGCAGAUGGUCACGGCUCUGACGCUGCAGACCCGAGAGGCUUGUCAGGAGCAGCCCUCGGCCCUGGCUCUGGUGGGGCCUGUCUUGGAAGUCCUGGCUGCGCUGCUGCGGCAGGGGGAAGGGACCAUCAGCAACCCGCACCACGUCAGCCUGGCCUUCAGCGUCCUGCUGACCGUGCCCUUGGACCACCUGAAGCCCAUUGAGUACGGGCGUAUCUUCUCGAGGGCACACAACGUGCUCUUUUCAAUCCUGCAGUGUCACCCAAAGGUAAUGCUGAAAACUAUCCCUUCUUUCCUGAACUGUUUUCAUAGAUUGGUGUGUUCAGUUAUACAUGAAGGACGGCAGAAAGAUAAAGGAAGUGCAGAGGACCUGCCGGUGGUGCUGGAGUGUGCCCGCCUCCUGGAGCGGAUGUACAGCCACGUGGCGGCGCGCGCCGAGGAGUUCCGGGUGUUCUCCCCCUUCAUGGUGGCCCAGUAUGUGGUGGAAGCACAGAAGGCUGGAUGGCAGGGGUAGCUCGCCUUCCCCUCGAGUUCUGGAGGCAGGUGCCGUCGGUGAAGGUGUGUCAGUGAUUGGGGCUGAUGACAGCGAGACAGCCUCGGUCAGGGAGAGGCAGCUGCUGCUGAAGACCUUGUUCCUUCCAUGCAGUGCUGUGUUACCCUGGGUGUGUGUCAGGGAAGUUAUGGUCACUUUUAUCUUCUCUUUUACCCAUAGAUCAGAUAUACAGUUUUCCCUCUUUAUUGAUAGCUUUGGGUAAAUUGUUUGCACUACUCACCUGGCCUAGGGUCCUUUUAAAAGUUACCUAGAAGUGUUUUCAUUCAUUGGCCAGUGUUGUAGAAACUGGCUUCCCCCGCCUUGUUUUCUAAAUAAGUUGUCUAACGUGAAGAUGUGCAGUGCUUGUGUUGUCCUGAUCCUACUGCCUUCCUGUUCCCGCACCCGACCCCACCCCAUGCUCUGGGCUUUGCCUUCACCAGGAGACGCCAGGUAAAAGGAUUGCGACAUCUGAACUCCAGCACUCGGUUCAGAUAUCUGUUCUGCCCCUGGGGAAAUAACUGUGCCUCUUCUUGCCUUUGGAAGGGGGAUUAUUUGUUUAGUGAGUGAUGUGAAUGAGUGAGCAAGUUCUCACCCCAGCUAGUGAGGCUAAGGACUUCUGUUUUUAGUUUGUUUCAUUUUUUCUUUCCUUCUGUAAUACCUUAGUAUGGAAUCACAGACCAGUCAUUCCUCCUGCUGUCCUUGAAUGUUCUUAUCAUCUAUAAAACAAUAAAAUUUAAUUAAGGUGAUCAUCUGUCAAAUGCUUUUUGAGCGAUCAUGUGAAAAUAACCAUAACUGUGAAGAAUAGCAUCAUUAGUGGUAGAAACAAAUCGCCUCUUUAGGACUAUGCCUCCCAGAGGUUACCUUGGUGAAUCAUGCUGCUUCUAGUUAAUAAACUGUAUCCUUGCUAGAAGCUGCAUGUUUGCAGAGAGGCCUGAGCUGCUAGGUCAUCAGGACACUAAUAAAGAACCAGCCACCCCCCAGGCUUGUCGGCCCGAACCUUCCUGCUGCUUCUGGUUGCAGCUGCUGCGGUGUGCAGACUCUGUGCUGCCCAGGUCCCGCUGGAGCCUGCGAGGCCCUGGCAGGGUGAGCAGUGCCUGCUGUCUUAGCCUUUUUGUCCAGAUACCAGUCUGAAUCUCUGAUCUGAGAGUUUGUGCCAGUAGCAGAUGUGGUCAUCUGCUAAUCUGCUAGUCCAGAUCUGAACUGCCCACUUCUCCUGCUGUGGCUCAGAUUUUGGUUAACCCAGAUUCUUUAAAUGGUAAUUAGAAAUCACAUCUGAUGCUGGGCCCUGUGACGAGAUCUAUCAGGGAUCUGCUUGGAGAAUGCUGCCCGCCUGCCCUGCUCUGGGGAAGGUGGUGACUUUGCUGCCCUCAUCCCACAGGUAGGAUAGCUUCCAGUGAGACUGGCCACAUGGAAGAAUGUGACCCGUAAGGUGACUGUUACUAUACGAUUUUUAAAUCUAAAGCUUCCAGUUUUUAAACACCCCUGGUAAGCACAGAAGCAUCAUUUACUGAAUAGCAAAGCCACCUCUGUGCUUUCAUGAUGUUUUACUCCAGGUUUUUGUUGGCUUGAGUUGACCUCUAUUUCCUCCAAAUAAAAACUUUUAAUAUUCAAUUAAGUUACGUGCAAAAUGACAUUUUAUUUGUUUAUUUAUUUAUUUUUUAAAUGACGUUUUAAAAGGAGCAUCUUUUCUCAAAUUGGCAGCCAAAGUUGGACUCCCUCAUCAGGUAUUCUAGGGCCUGGCAUCUGCCUGUUCACUCUCACAGAUAAAUGUAUCCCCUCA
Messenger RNA from Cervus elaphus (red deer), 6413 nucleotides. RefSeq names its product URB2 ribosome biogenesis homolog (gene URB2). Lineage: Eukaryota; Metazoa; Chordata; Mammalia; Artiodactyla; Cervidae. The record is from RefSeq and is a predicted model, not a curated record. The transcript is spliced from 10 exons. The coding region runs from base 230 to 4615 and encodes 1461 amino acids. Gene Ontology annotation, cellular component: nucleolus. Gene Ontology annotation, biological process: ribosome biogenesis.